AUGCCUCGCUUAGCCUGUCACAGUGUAGAAGUGGUGAGUUUGCGCUAUAAGAAACCUGCAACCGCAGUGAAAAUCACUAUUCAAACACUUCGAUACCUUUACACCUUUCUACGGAAGAGCGAUUCCGUACCAAGUCGCUUUCUCACACCUCGAUACCUUUCCUUUACAACGGAAGAGCGAUUCCGUACUAAGUCGCUUGCCUAUACUACCGCCUUACCUUUUUACACCUUUCUACGGAAGAGCGAUUCCGAACCAAGUCGCUUUCUUACACUUCGAUACCUUUACACCCUUACAACGGAAGAGCGAUUCCGUACCAAGUCGCUUUCUUAUACCACCGCCUUACCCUUAUUUCUACGGAAGAGUGAUUCCGAACCAAGUCACUUAUAUACAACCUAUCAACGCUGUAGAGCCACGCUAGCUAUACACAGCAAUACAACAACAUGCAGUCAAUCGAUCCCUAAGGCGGAGAGAGUGGCAGACAAAGAGCUUCUGGAACGCACUCGGAAUACCUUCGAAGAUACGUCGGACCUCGGUUUUGACCUCGAUUCACUACCGUAUCCAAGGCCAGAGAAUCAUACAAGAGCAAGGUUAAUUAUCGAAGACUUCUUGGACAUAAAAAGUGAAAGUUUAAGAGACCACGAGCUUUGGUCUUUAUUCCGACACGCUUUCGCUCGAUGGACCGCGGACGAGUUCUCGUUGGCCGCUAAACAAGCACACGGCCGAGGAAACAAGUUCACGCUGCUUAUUAAGCUAAGGGAUUACCUAUUGUCUAAAGGAGAGGAACAGCGAGCGCAACAGGCAGCAAUCGAGGGAUUUGAUUCUAAGUGGAACGAGGUUACAAUCGCCCGCUUAAAUCGACAAACUAAGGAAGUCGCCAAAAUUCAAGAAAAGUACGAAGAGCUCCGACGCCAAAAAGACGCUAUUGCGCGAGACCUCGAUGAUCUCAGGAAUCUAACAAUUACGAAGGACGCACAGCAGCGUAAAGAGAGAAUCGAAGAAGCUACAAGGCAACAAUCAUCAAGGCGCAGUUCUCGCAGUUCUCGCGAUUCACUUCCUUCUCCCGUCCCUUUAUUACUUCAGCCAGCGAUUUUGUCACCUAAAGAAUGCGCUGAAAAGCAGCAAGACGAGGUUCCGAGCAACUCUCACCAGGGACAGCGUGCAGAUUUCCGUGCCCAACCUCAGCAACCCGAAGGGGGGAUCCAGCACCCUCGGACGUACCGACAAGCUCCCCAGAUCCCUCAACAAGCCACGUAUCGACAAAAGGGAUACCAGGGGUAUGAGAAUCGCCAAGAGCGUGCCCAAGGGUACGGAUAUCACCAAGCUAGAGCCCCAGCCGGUGACCCGAAUAACCCUAGCGAUCCUGACGAUGACCGACGAGGAGGGAACGGAGGAGAUUGGCAAGGAGAUCGAGGACACGGAUACGGAGGGGGUAGGAACGGCCCCCCUGGACCACCAAAGGGAUUCGGAAACGGACCCUUAAGGGACCCCGGAUUCGAAAAUGAGCCGCCAAGGGACCCUGGACAAGACCCUGGACGAGGAUACGAGCCCCCCGGCGGACCCGGGCCAAACCGACCCCUUACCAGCACCCCUUUUUCGACCCGAGUGCUAGCUAGGCACACCUACGGCACCCCAGCCCCUGACGACGACGACGAUUUUCCUGAGCUAGGAGCGGCAGACCCUCACCCAAGAGCGAAGGAAUUGGCCUUGUUUGCAAGAAGCUUUCCUAAGGAACUGAAGUAUUCGGGACCCGACGACGACUUCAAGACCCAAUUAGGUAUUUUCGCUGACCAAGCAAGUCGGGAAAACCUAAGGACCUCGCUUAGCGAGUGCUUCGAAAAACUCGCUAAGGAGCUCAAGGGCAUUCAAAGCUCGCUACGACCAGGUCUAAGGGACGAUAAGAGUCUCGCCGACAAGCUGUAUUCAGCUUGUAAAAACGUGCUAGAGACGACCAUUGCGCGAAUGAACCCUGCCUCUACCUCUACCGCCGCAAUUGCUGACAUUCGCCGAGCAAUUGCUUUUGCAACUGAGAUCAUUCAACCUUUUCUUGAGAAUAAGAGCUUACGACCUCCCGCCAAAGCAAGCAGAGCUUACGCGAGCUCUAGCGAGCCAUUUGCUCAGCACUCCUCUCAGCACUCCUCUCAGCACUCCUCUCAGCACUCUCCUCAGCACUCUCCUCAGCACUCCUCUCAGCACACCUCAAGCAAGGCUGAUUCCGACGACCUUAAGGACGAGUACGAAUGCUUUAUUCAAGGCUGCCAAUACGGAGGGGAGCACUGCGAGCACUUCGCAAAGUGA
This is a messenger RNA of Drepanopeziza brunnea f. sp. 'multigermtubi' MB_m1, 2295 nucleotides long. The record is from RefSeq and is a predicted model, not a curated record. NCBI's taxonomy places the organism in Eukaryota, Fungi, Ascomycota, Leotiomycetes, Helotiales, Drepanopezizaceae.